UUUUUUUUGUUUUGUUUUUGAAAUAACUUUUAGGUAUUCAUUAACAGAGGAUUAUUCAUAAUUCUAUUGUCAAGGGAUGCUCGAAGAUAAAAGAAGAGGUGAAAGACGAGUAGUACGAGUAGCCUGGAGGGCAAGAGAAAUCGUGGAAUAAAAUUUCAUCGACGUCGUUCUUCAUCUAGUUUCGCUCUGAUGCCGGAUGCGUCAGUCGUUUUGGUUACCCGUGCUUCACAAUGCUUUGCCAUCGCACCUUCGUCAGCCUGCUGACUGUUUUAGGUGUACCAAUAGUAGUGAGGGGCCUUGAACCAGACUUCCUGUAUCCUCUGGAAAAUGUAACGAUCCCGCAGGGUCGAGACGCAACAUUCACUUGUGUAGUGAACAACCUAGGCGGAUACAGGGUGAGUCCUUCUUCCUACACCAGUGGAGAUCACAGUGGCGCCAAGACCACCCGGGUAGCUUGGAUAAAAGCGGACUCAAAAGCAGUACUGGCAAUCCACGAGCACGUUAUCACAAAUAAUGCCCGUCUAUCUGUCACCCACAAUGACUAUAAUACGUGGACUCUGCAUAUAAAAAAUGCUAAGCAAGAGGAUCGUGGACUUUACAUGUGCCAAGUUAAUACUGAUCCUAUGAAAAGCCAGAGCGCUUUCUUGGAAGUGGUCAUACCACCAGAUAUAAUAUCUGAAGAAACGUCCGGUGACAUGAUGGUCCCUGAAGGCAGUUCUGCUAAACUGACGUGUAAAGCUCGAGGUUACCCUAAGCCUGAAAUAAUAUGGCGACGAGAAGAUCGCGGUGAUAUUAUCGUCCGAGAUAUUAAUGGCGGAACUAAGACGAGACAAACUUCUGUCCAAGGUGAGAUAUUGAUUCUAACGAAGGUAACGAGAAGUGAAAUGGGGACUUACAUGUGUAUAGCAAGUAACGGAGUGCCGCCAUCGGUCAGUAAACAGAUGAUGUUGCAUGUCAACUUUCAUCCGAUGAUUCAGGUUCCAAACCAGUUAGUGGGUGCACCUGCAGGAACGAACGUCACGCUAAUUUGUCAAGUGGAAGCUUCUCCAAAGGCUAUCAACUAUUGGACUCGCGAAACCGGUGAAAUGAUAAUAACUAAUCACAAGUACACAAUGUCCGAAGAAAGGAUGUCUGAUUACAGUGUGCAAAUGCGGUUAAUUAUACGUAAUUUACAGAAAAGUGAUUUAGGUGGCUACAAAUGUAUUUCAAAAAAUUCAAUUGGAGAAGCUGAAAGUAAUAUACGGCUCUACGAUAUGGACUUAACCGAGCACUCGAGGAAAAACAACGAGGUGCCGAAUGAAGACGAUUCGAGUGAGUCACGCGAGCAUCAUGGACACAGGCUGAACCGCAUUUAUCAAGGAUCCCUUAGGGAAAGUGGUUCAACGCGGCGAACGCCCCUUGACACGGAAGAUGAUUAA
Microplitis demolitor is the source of this 1418-nucleotide messenger RNA. Its product is annotated as lachesin. The transcript has 9 exons. Gene Ontology annotation, cellular component: neuron projection. The record is from RefSeq and is a predicted model, not a curated record. Lineage: Eukaryota; Metazoa; Arthropoda; Insecta; Hymenoptera; Braconidae. Bases 231 to 1418 code for a protein of 395 amino acids.